Molecule: messenger RNA, 2361 nt
Organism: Alternaria postmessia
Lineage: Eukaryota; Fungi; Ascomycota; Dothideomycetes; Pleosporales; Pleosporaceae
Exons: 5
Coding region: 1-2361 (786 amino acids)
Source: RefSeq, a predicted model, not a curated record
AUGAAGCUCACGUACAUCAUCUUCGUUGUGGGUCUCAUCGCUCUCGGUGCGACUGAGAUUCUGCUCAAUCUUACCAAUGUCGGCGUCGAAUCUCUCGGAUACCAGAACCUCAUCUUAGGCGCAAGAGGGUCUGACCCAGGCAGCGACCCCGACGAUGACGACGACAACCUCAACCCUGCUGACGAUGAGCUUUGGUACCAAUGUAAAUGUCGAGGAGCAAAACUGCUUUUUGCAAUGACCCAAAAUCCACCCGAAGCCGCUCGGUUCCUGAGUCCCUUGGCAUCUCUCUGGGAUGGCGAGAUGAGGGAAGAGCUUGCAGAAUGGGGUUACAAAGAUAACUUCAAAGACCCAGAUCUCUUCGACUUUAGCGGGAUCGCCCCAUACCUCGCUACGCUGGGGAUUCCAAUAACUAACUCGCUCCAUGGCGGGCCAAACCAUUGUGUCUCAUACAGUCAUUGCAAUAGCGACAUCGUGAGGGAUGAGAAUGGAGAUCUCCCACCUCUCAACGAGCAGUACUACACUAAAGAUGGUCGGAAGUACAGGGUCACGGCCGCUCAUGGCACCAUGGUAAUCAACCCGAGCUAUGGCUACAUAUUGUUCCUCAAUCGGGGCUCCCCUCAAGCUGAGGCCCGCGAAACAUGGGGCAUACGUGAUGAUGAUCCGGUUCCGCUUGAUGAGUUGCCCGCUCUACGUGCGAGUUCAGAUAUAGCAUGGGCCUAUUGGAAUCGAAUUCAAGAUGGCGACAAACUGAACAAAAUCAAAUUCUUUGCAUCCAUGUCCAUCAUCAACAGCGAAACCGAGCAGGUUAUCGACAGGAUACUGAAGAACAAAGGGCUAGAUGAAGUGCCGCCGAAUCCUCCUGGGUUUCUUGUCACGCCAGAAUCCGAGGACUAUUUGGCCUUGAUGGGUAGUCCAAACGCUAUAGGGGUAGGAUAUUUUCUUGCUCAACACAAGGCACAGUUGGGAAGCAACUAUUAUGUUCAGGGGAUCCGCAUUUACCGCAAGACCGGAUCGUCGCUAUCGAACAUGAUCUUCGCUGUUGGCCUGGCGCCUUCUCCACCGCCAACUGCACCACCCGAUCCGAUGGAUGUUUUAGUACCGCCCCCGGGUUUUGGUAUGGAAGCCCUCACGAACACGGAUGGAGGUAGAAUCCGCAACAUGCAAACCGUACUACUUCUACGUCUCGCCACACUCCUCAGUCUGGUCGUGGGCGAGGCUCCGCCGCCCCCUCCGAACGAAACUCCACUUGACACAUGGAGUCUCGCCGUUGAAAAUAGUGGUAGCAUAGUCAAGAGAGCGCCUCCUGGCCCAGCUGAUGACUUCCUAUGGCAGACUUGCGGCUGUCGCGGCCAGAAGCUCCAGCUAAUGAAUACGCUCGAUCCAGUAAACGCUGCUAGGUUUGGUACUCCGUUGAACAGUCCAUGGACUGGCACCCUCGAAAACGAACUUACGACCUGGGGUUAUAAAGACAACAGUAUGAAUGAGGACAUCCAGGACCAGUGCGACUUCACCAUGAAACCUAUAUUCGAAGCUGUCCUCCAGACCCUAGGAAUCGGCGCAGGAAGUGCACAGUAUGGCGGACCGAACAAGUGUUUCUCCUAUGUCCACCGAGAUGGCCCCACCGUUCACCGAUUGCCAAACGGCCAGAUGCCACCCAGAAACCAACAACGUUAUACUGUUGACGGAGUAAGCUACAAGGUCACAAACGCUUAUUACACCAUAGGCAUCAACGCGCGGGAUGGCGUCAUCCAUAUGAUCAACCGCAAGUCUCCAGAAUCAGCGGCCAAAAAUCAGUGGGGAGUUGAUAAUGUUCCAAAGAACGAGCUACCAGCGCUGAGGUCGAGUUCAGAUAUUGCCUGGGGCAUGUGGGAGAGAAUGAGCCCUGGCAAGUUGGGUAAUAUCAACUACAUCUUCUCCCACCAGAUUGUCAACAAAGAAACUCGGCAGAUCAUUUUGAGGGCCUUGGACGGUCAACCACUCAGAACCUGGCCAGGAACUGAGUUCGUAGCUGGAGAAGCCUCUGAGUACUGGGCUUUAUUAGGGUCUCCGAACGGAAUAGCAAUAGGAUACCUUCUUGGGCAGCACAAGCCUCAGUUUGGUCACAACAGAUAUGUUUCCAGUAUACACGUCUUUCAAGGCUCACCAGCGAACCCAGUCUGGAUGACGGGCAUCUUGCCGUGGUUGUGUUUCGUUGUUAAACCGGCACCGUGGCCAGCACCGCAACCCCCCGAUGAGAUAAUGGGCGGAGGAACUGAUUUGGCGCUCGGUAAGCGUGAUCUUGUGGAUGAAGGGCGAGUGUUAGAGCGAUCCGAAGAUGGAAAGAAUAUUGUGAGGAGUCAUAAGGUCUGGGUAAAGUUGUAA